UAAAAACAAAAGGGAAAGGGGAAACCCGAUUAAUUGUUUUUAAAACGAGUUUUCGGAUUUUUGUGUCCUUUUGUUUUUUCCCUUCCAACGCCGCAGAGGAGAGCACUACGACGCUCAAACCCUAAUAACAAACUCUCUAAUGGAGCAACGCUCGCCUUUUGCUUCUCUUUCUCUCUCAUUUUUGAUUAAUUAGAACAGGGAGAAGAGAAUUGGAGGGAUGUGGAAGACGACCGUCUAAUCGGGAUUCUCUAUGCUGUUUUUGUUGUAAUCUAAUGGCGGAUGAUAAAGACAGGGAGAGUGAACACGGCACCGCCUCAUGGGGGACUUGGGAGGAGCUUUUACUGGCUUGCGCAGUCAAGCGCCAUGGAUUUAAGGAUUGGAAUUCUGUUUCCAUCGAGGUUCAGUCUCGUUCUUCUCUCCCUCAUAUUCUAACCACUGCGCGUAACUGUGAACUCAAAUUCCUUGACCUUAAGCGACGGUUUACUUCCUGCCAAAACGGCGCUGGAAUUGCCGAUAAGGUCGAUACCAGUGUACCUUGGGUCGAUGAGUUGAGGAAACUCCGCGUUGCCGAACUCCGACGAGAGGUCCAGCGCUAUGAUGUUUCAAUCAACUCGUUGCAGUUGAAGGUCAAGAAAUUGGAGGAGGAGCGAGAACAAGGCAUGAGCGAUAGAGAGGCCAGCACUGGAAAACCAGAUCUAAAAAUGGAGUCCAGAGAGCGUCGAUCAGAAAACGACAAAAAGCUCUUCGUCGAACCAGACCACCGGUCCGGAAUAAACGGAACAGUCGCGAAGCCCCCGGCAGUUCCCGGCGAAGAUUCUGACCGGGAGGAUUUCUCUGUAAACCAAUCCAAUUCCACCGGUUCCAAAAGCGGUAACCGUAAAAGCACCGCCGAAAACGAUAAAUCCGAAACCAAACCGGAAUUGGCCGGUUCAUACAGACCAGAACAAAACCGAAGAGCCGCAGAACCAGCCGAUCCACAAUCGGAUGACGGAAGUACGGACACUGUGGUUAAGAACUCGACUUGCGACAUAUCGGAGACAAAAAAGAAGGAAACGCAGCGAGUCGACAACUCGUUCGAGUUAGCGGACUCAGAGGCUCAGUCAAACGGCGGAGAGACGGCGACAAGGGAGAGUAGCGAAGUACAGAGCUCGGCGAGCUUGACGGGGAGGAUGAAGAGGAAGAGACUCCUCAAGAAGGAGAUCUCCGGCGGUAGUAGCGGCAAUGAACCUCGUCGGACACCCGCCGUCAAGUCACGGCCGUUCGACGAGGUUUUGCAGAUGAUACGAGCGCACAAACACAGCUCCUUGUUCGAAUCCCGUCUCCAAAGUCAGGAAACGGAAGAGUACAAGGGCAUGGUGCGGCAGCAUUUGGACUUGGAAUCAGUUCAAGCCAAGAUCAAUUCUGGCUCUUAUUCCUCCACCCAUGCAUUUUACAGAGACCUCUUGCUUCUUUUCAACAACGUGGUUACCUUCUUCCCCAAAUCCUCAAGGGAGUCGGUAGCUGCUCAUGAACUCCGUCUUCUAGUCUCUAUUGAAAUGAAGAAGGCUCUGCAGGUUGCUCAGAUUGACCCUUCACCUGAAGUAGUGGAUUCGUCCCCAACGAUUCCUUCUCAAUCCAAGGGUCCCGAUCUCGAAGGAUCACAGUCUUUGCUUGCAAAGCAGAAGUCCUCUGUUCCUAUAAUAGUUUGUCGGAAACGAAGCAAAAUUUCAUCCAAGCUUUCAUCGACGACGGGUCUUGGUGAAAAAGGUGAACGGAGCAAUGAUGAUGAGAAGUUAGCUGUUGAUCUGAAAUCAAGUAUUAAAAUUGCUUCAACAAACCCUGUUGAAGACCAGGGCACUACAAAAGAUAGCAAGGUUAAAGAGAAACCCAUAACUGGAGCAAGAAGCAUGAGAAGGAGCAAUGACAGUGCCACAAACUCUAGCGGCCCUACCAUCAAGAAACAGAACACGAACUCUGGAUGGAAACCCAGUUCGGGCAAUGAAACAGAGACACCAAUCCCAAUCCCAAUCCCAAUCCCAGACAAGAAGAAAUCGGAUACAGCAACACUGGAGAAGAAGCGAAGUGCAGCAGAUUUCUUGAAGAGAAUCAAGCAGAACUCACCUGCAGAGACUACAACAAAGAGAAAUGGCAGAGGUGGAAGCAGCAGUAGUGUUGUUAAUGCUGCAACAGAACAAAAGAAGGGCAGUGGCAGCAAAAGUGAAAAAGGCAAGGAGAGAGUGUUGGCAAUCAGACAAAGCAACGACAAGAAGCGUCUGAAGGAGGAUGGCAGCAGCCCUUCUAAGCGCAGCGUCGGGCGACCACCUAAGAAGGCAGCCGAGGCUGAUCCCACUCCAAUAAAAAGAGCCAGAGAAGGGGUUGGAAAAGAACCUCUAAAGCGGCCAAAGAAAAGGGCUAGAAGGUGAUCAGCUUAGAUUGUUUGUGUAUACUAGUAGUAUUAGGACUAGAACUAGGACGACUCAGUCUGCAGUGUAUUGAUCUGUAUUGCAUUUAAUUAAUUUUACUUCUAAUUUGUAACACG
Cucurbita moschata (crookneck pumpkin) is the source of this 2518-nucleotide messenger RNA. RefSeq lists its product as uncharacterized. The transcript is spliced from 3 exons. The coding region runs from base 273 to 2402 and encodes 709 amino acids. Lineage: Eukaryota; Viridiplantae; Streptophyta; Magnoliopsida; Cucurbitales; Cucurbitaceae. Gene Ontology annotation, molecular function: protein binding. The record is from RefSeq and is a predicted model, not a curated record.